Penicillium alfredii is the source of this 1884-nucleotide messenger RNA. RefSeq names its product BOD1/SHG1 domain-containing protein. The record is from RefSeq and is a predicted model, not a curated record. Bases 1 to 1884 code for a protein of 627 amino acids. The transcript is spliced from 2 exons. Lineage: Eukaryota; Fungi; Ascomycota; Eurotiomycetes; Eurotiales; Aspergillaceae.
AUGGCUUCAGAAGCAAUGGAGGAUGUCCAGGGCACAAAAAGACCCUCGAUCGAUAUUGAGAGCAUCAGGCGCAAGAAGUUUAAGACUGAUGAUUUGCCAUUGUCCGCAGCGCAACAUGCCGCCCUCGACAAACUCUUGCAUUCGUUCAAGAAGAAGGGUGGAUUCGACAGUCUUCGCAAGAAGGUCUGGGCGGAAUUCAAUGAAGGGGAGUCCAAAUCCGCGUUCACCGAUCAGUUGAUCGCCCUUGCCGAGUCCGAGGUCGAGCGUGAACCUGCCCUACUUUCCCGUGAGCGAGGCAAAGCUGCAACUCUCAUUGAGGGUGCAGUGGACCGGGGCGAUGUCUACAAGAGUGUGGAGGAGUCCAUCGGCCAACUUGCAUUCAAACACCUCGACUUCAUCCUUGACUCGGUCCGCGACAUUCGUCGCCAAGACGCCGGGGACGAAGUGGCAGCAAAAGAGGAAGAGUUAGGCAGCAAAACUGAUGCAGACUACGAGGCUUAUGUUAAGGCCAAAAGGGAAGAGCGCGAGAAAGUCUGGCAGGAGGAGAUGCGCAAGCAAAAGGAAAUCGAAGAAGAGCAGAAGCGCAUCAAGGCCGAAGAACUCCGCAAGAAGCGAGAGCUUGAGCGACAAAAGGAAGAAGAAGAGCGAGCUCGAAGGAAAGAAAUAGAUGAAAAAAGGCGGGCGGAGCGGGAACGCCUACGUGAGGAGCAACGCGCCCUGGAUGAACAACGUGAACGCGAACGACAAGAGAGAUAUGAGCGACGAAGACGAGAGGAUCGGGAGCGGUAUCGAGACUGGGACCGAAGAGACCGAGACCGCUUCCGCGAUCGCUCGCCGGUGUAUCGGUCUGAUCGCGGCGCCUCUCCCCGAUCUCGGGACUCAAGACGAGAAAGAUCCUUUACGUCGAAAGACCCUACCCCUGCGCCUGCUCCACCCGUGGACGAGAAAUCCCUUGAAGAAGCCGCCAUGCAAAUGCUCCUCCAAGAGGGCGAAGAGCGUGCCGCCAAGGCUCGACAGAAACCCGAGUUCGACUUUGAAGAGGCCGAAGCCAUUGAGAACGGACUCAAGCCCGUAACCUCAGCGCCUGCGCAGACAAAGAGUGCCACCGACUCGAAACCCUCCAAUGCCCCAACCCGGGCUGCUAGUCCGACCCGAGACUCGGAUGCAAAACGGCGAGACUCGAUCGCAGAUCGACCAGAGCAGAGCAGACACCAUGCGCGAGAUCGGAGUCGCAGCCGCUCGCGCCCACGAUAUACAGAUCGCCGCCGCGACCGGUCUCGGGAUCACUCUGUGAGAUCCCGUGAUCGUGAUAUGGACGACCGCCGCAGCUACCGCGACUUCCGCGAUGAUCGGGCUGGUGACCGGAGCUACAGACCUACGCGUCGUAGCCGCAGUCGAUCAGGUGUCCGAGGGCGUGAUAGAGACCGCAGCAUUGAACGGGAGCGUGAUAGACGGCGGGAUCGCCCGCGAUCGAGAGACCGUGAUAGGGAUUAUGACCGACGCCGCAGCCGCAGCCGCAGCCGCGACAUCGACCGUGACCGUGACCGCGACGAUUUCCGUCGACGCCGUAGCCGCUACUCUCGAUCUCCAUCCCAUCGGCGUUCCCGGAGCCGCCGCCGGUCCCGGUCUCGGUCUCGCCGCCCUUCUCCUAGUACCCUGGAUAUUGACCGUUACGUGCCUUCAACCAGCCAUCGCAGCAAGUCGCCCCGGCGCCGAGUACGAUCGCCGGAGCGUGACCAGCGAUCACGCUUCGAGAUUGACCGCUACAUCCCUAGCUCUGAGCGAGAGAAGGAUCGUGAAAGCAACACCGACCGGGGUAAAGAUCUGGAGGAUCGCCGACCUCGCCGGCGGAGUCCUAGUCGCAGACGGAGUCGAAGCCGAUAA